AUGAUAGAAAUUUCUACACUCCCCUCUCUAACAGCCACAUGGCACAACACGACCUACCCAACCAUUUCUCCGAGACAACCUCACCUCUCAGUCAGUGGUAAAGCCAUCGUCAUCACAGGCGGCGGCCGGGGCAUCGGCGCCCGCACCGCCCAUUCCUUCGCCUCAGCCGGCGCAUCCUUCAUCACCAUCACGGGCCGCACGCUCCCAACCCUCGAGUCCACCAAAGCUGCCCUGACAUCCGAGUUCCCCAACACCACCAUCCUUACCGCAGUUGGGGACGUGACCUCCGCACCCGCCAUGGACGCCGCCUUUUCCGCUUUAAGCGCCGCCAAUGGCGGAAAGGGAGUCGACAUCUGCAUCCACAAUGCUGGCUACCUUCCGGACGCGAAGUCGGUCGUGGAAUCGGAGAUAGAGGACUGGUGGUCCGGCUUCGAGACGAAUGUCUUGGGAUCAUUUAUCGUGGCGCGCGCGUUCCUCAAACAUAAGAACGCUUCUUCUACUGCUGAUGUCCCGGUGCUAGUGGGUAUGGGCUCGGCAGUGGCGACGCUAUCCCCGCCGCCUAAAGAGUCUAGCGGUUAUUCCGUUAGCAAGAUGGCUCAACAGAGGUUCUUUGAGGCGCUAGCCGAGGAAGAGAAGGGUGUGAGAGUGAUGCAGGUGCAUCCUGGCGUGAUCGAGACCGAUAUGGGACAGAAGGGUGCUGCACAGGGCACGAAAUUACCUGUAGACGAUACGGAUUUCAUGGUCUGGGCUGUCAGUCCGGAGGCGGCGUUCUUACAAGGCCGGUUGAUCUGGUGUAACUGGGACGUUGAGGAGCUAAAGGCGAAGAAAGAGAAAAUCGUCGCGGAGCCGACGUUACUGGCUCUGGGAAGGCCGGCUCCCUCUAUCCAUUACCAUAGCCGUGCGACAUAUGGGGCAAUUGAUGUCCAUGCAGCCGGUGCUACACGCGCAACCUCUGCGCCUGCAUUGCUCACAUUUCGGCAACAUGUGACCGUUGUUGAGGCAUAUUUCGGUGCAGAUGGGACAGCGGCAGCCUUCUUUGAUGCAGGGACUGCUCCAGACGCGAGUGAGUUCGCCAUUGUGUGCGCAGCGGCUUGGGUUCGCACCUGUUCAGACGAGGGGAAGAAGGAGGAGGAGCGGGAGGGGACGCACCGCCCGACCGUGAUUGAGAUGAGCCGGCGGCUUUUCGUCGCUGCUGGGACGAGGAUGACGAGGCAGAAGACGAGGAGGAUAAGUGUGAUUCUUGGACUAGAGGAGAAGCAAAUGGGGAUCCUCGUCCCUCUGGUGCAGACGUUAGCCAUGAUUGUUGGUGAGAGAGACGAGGGGAAGGUUGUUCUGGUCCCUCGUCAAUGGCUGAUCGUCCUCUAA
Endocarpon pusillum Z07020 is the source of this 1365-nucleotide messenger RNA. RefSeq lists its product as uncharacterized. Gene Ontology annotation, cellular component: cytosol. The transcript is spliced from 4 exons. Gene Ontology annotation, molecular function: oxidoreductase activity. Bases 1 to 1365 code for a protein of 454 amino acids. NCBI's taxonomy places the organism in Eukaryota, Fungi, Ascomycota, Eurotiomycetes, Verrucariales, Verrucariaceae. The record is from RefSeq and is a predicted model, not a curated record.